AGACUCGAGCAACGUAAAAGGAGCAGAGACAGGUGAUGGAGGACUGACGUUCUUUAUUUAAUUGUAUCAGAGUUUUGUUACUAGAAAGCAACUAGGGGUUCAGGUCAGUUUUCCGUUAAAGGUAGCUCGUUGUUAUAUCGAGGUUAGAAAGUAAACUUGGACGAAGCAACGUUCACAUGAACCGACAAUGUUUAAAGUGAGUAUUUAAAGCAACAAGACAUUUUGGAAAUGGAUUCAGGCAAACUUGUGCACAGAAGAAAACCGGACUUUCCUGUAAUCAGACCAAGAGCAUCGGAUAAGAAGCAACAUAUUCCAGAGGUCGGUGUUAAAAGUCUUGAACUCGGUAAGGUGAUCCGUCUUCUUGAAGAUCCUUUGACAGCUAACUUGAAGGAGAGGCACCUCUUUGUCCUGAAGAAACUACUGAAGAGAAGCCAAAUUGGCUUUCUCUUGAAGGAGCUGACAUGCAUCGCCAAAAUACUCAACAUCUGUGCUGAGAAAGUGACAGAUCACCCAGAAUAUGUGCCCAUUCUGUGUGAGGCACUUCAUAUCUGUAGGCUUCCCUUCCUGAAGGAGAAAGCAUCCGAUGAGCUGAACUACGCUCAGGACGCCAUAGAGUUCCUCUCUCACAUGGGCUGUCUGAUGAGGGUGUCCCAUGCUGAAGUGAGACAGCAGACGGUUGAGUCUGUGAAAUCAUUCUACAGCUGCGUGGCUCCUAAACAGCUGAUUGACGGUACUGACCGUCUUGCAAAGCCAAAGCCUCGGAUUUUCCCCUCUGGCAACCGAUUUUCUAGACUUUCACUGAGGCUUCAGCCGACCUCUCCAGGCUACAGGCUGCAGCUGCUGGAGCGCAGUGAGCUGGCUCAGACGUUGCUCCUCUCCCUGGCCGCUCUGGAGAACCAGCCUGCCAUCAAACUGCAGCUCCUGCACACACUUCAGAUCCUCUCCAGGUCCUCUGAUAUGAACUGCGCGUCAAUACUGAAUGCACGAGGAGCAGAGACGAUCUGUCUCCACAUGAACGAACCCGACCCGUCCGGCCAGGUCCUGUUCCGCUCCUCUGAAAUCCUCUGGAACCUGCUGGAGAGAGGCAGCAAGGAGGUCACUGCUCAGCUCAGCAGCAUGGAGUGUGUCAUUUCUCUGAAAGAAGCGUUUCUUCAGCAGCUGAUGAACGGUUCCCGUAACUCUGACCUGCAUCUCAGAAACGAUCUGCUUGUGAUCACAACUCUCAUCGCAGAAAGUCCUAGUUCUCUGCUUAUUGAGAGUUUAUUUGCCAAACAGCUCGUGGUUUUGGCCACGUUUCCAGAGCUGAAAAGUUCCAACCCUUUGGUCCGCAACCUCAAGCUCGCCUACAAUAACGAAGACUUGAAAAUGAAGAAGUUGCUUUUGAAUCUGUUGGUUUUGAUGUCGAAGGACUUUGCUGCUCUGCAGCUCUAUAAAGAGGAAAGUGUGAUGCUGGCUCUGCUGACGCUCGUGAAGCCGCCCGCUGCCUCGUCUCAGCGCCGGUCAGCGUCGCUUCAGUGGUCCUCGGUCCAGCAGAGGGAGCUCCAGCUGCAAGCACUGGCCACCGUCUGCACCAUCGCUCCGCUCAUGUUGGCCGACUACAUGACGCAUAAGGGGAGCACGUGUCUGCUGCUCCUGCUGGACCAGUGCAUUGCUCAAGAUGCUUUCUUUGGUCAGGGUCACGGCUCCCAUGACGGACUACGAAGAGGCAGCAUGAAGGCUCAGAUGCGACAUUGUAUCAGGGUGCUGAGAUCUGUGACGUCUUUAGGAGAAGACUCGGUCAACCAGGACUUUUGUGAUCAAGGAACCAUCAACCAGUUCUUGGGGAUUUUGAUGCAGAUGGAAGCGAGUCCUGACGAGGAGGACGUACUCACCCUGGAGAUAAAGUCAGACAUUCAACUGAUACUUUCAGCGCUGUGUGAGAAUGACAUGUACAGAAAGGAGCUGUUUGGGUCAGAGGUAGUAGAGAUGGCGAUUCACUUCCUGAAGAAAGGCUGCGACAAGUUCUACAGCGGUCUGGGACACAACACGCUCAUCCUCUCAACAGUGGACUGCGUGCGGUCCUGUAUUGUGGGCUGCUACACCACAGAAGAUUACUUUUUGGCUAAAGAGGGGGCGUGUCUUCUGUUGGACUUACUCCGUUCGAGCCCCAGAUGCGUACACUGCAACGUCCUCGCCACCCUGCUGGAGUUAUGUGACAACCCGAACACUCUGUCUCACAUCCUGAGCUGGAGGGACGCCGGCGGUCAGACUGCUCCCAGAUUCCUGCUGCAGCUGUGGAGGGACGAGGAGGAGGAGCUGAAAGUCAGCCGAAACCGAGACGGAGGGAUCGCAGACCCCCAGAGACCCAUCAUCAGUCAGUACCAUCAGGAGGACGCCCAGCUGUCAUUUCCUGCUAACAUACCGAGUGCAGCAGUGCUGGAGGUGUCAGAGAACCUGCGGUUAAAGAUUUACUCCAUCUUCUGCAAACUUGGUUUUCAAGACCUUCCUGGAUUGUCCAGAAAGGAUUAUGCGACCUUGAGCAUCGUCAGGAGAUACCUGAGCUUCAAGGUCGGUGAGGUGUGGGACGAGAUCCGCAGGGAGCUGAGUUCAGACGGCGUGAGGCCGAUCACCCCUGACGAGGAGGCCCUGAGUACCAUCUGUAAGUUUGCAGAGGACACGGCGAGGAGGGUCGCGGCAGAACAGAACAGCAUCCUGGAGCAACAGCAGAAGGAGGACAUCGGCGAGGAGGAGCUCAUGUACACGGAGAUUAAGUCUCAUUGGAAGCAGCGGGAGCUGAUAGCCAAGUCAUGGGACCGCUACGUUUCCAAGACUUCAAACUAUGAGAUCCUGAAGGAAGUGAAAGCACAGAGGGAGAAAUACCAGGAUGCUGCGGUUCAUCCAACAGAGCAUUUCGUCGGGCAGGUGAUGUCUGUAGAGAGAGCAGGCGCUCAGGGGCCCGCAGGAGUGAAACUGAUUCUGGCCAGAGCUCCCAUCAAGGCUGCGGGUCAGGACCAAGUUGGAGCCACAAGUCAGGACCCAGAAUACUUCAGCACCGUAUCUGUAAAAGACUGAUGUUUCAUACACGCCCUUUAUAUUGUUAUCGCACAUUUAUUUUAUCUUGUACACUUGAAUGCACACCCAACAAGACACAAACCAAACUUUGCAGCACGGACACACAUUUAUAACGAAUAGAUGUUUAUUUCUAACGGCCUCUGUUUCAUUCCCAGUGUUUCUUUUGACUCAAAUGCAGACGUGAGGUCACUUGAUGUGCACAAUCAGCACCUUGUAGUCUGUUCCACCCAUUCAACAGACAAACACACAAACUGACUGGCCUUUGUGGCAGUACUAGCUGUUAAAAUGUAUGUAAUAAUAAAACAACAUACUUGUUUUUUUAGAUAACAUGAAAUGUGUUUUGAUUUGUAAACCUUUUUUCUCCCACAACAGUCAGAUCAUUAAACAUAUAAUUAAAACGUUUCUAUGCAUUCAUUCUCCAACGAGCAUUGUAUCUAUAACUAACGGGGCGACAUGAACAGUGAGACCCUGAACAGUCAAAUGUGGCAUCAUGGAAACUGAGGCCUUAUGUAACACCAAAAUAUCAAUUUAAUUUAAAGAUUAAAACAAGUCUAAUUAUCUCCACUAAAGGUUGAUCCUCGUUUGUGAAAGGCUACCUGCUGUUUGGCAGCUUGUGCCACCCAGAAGGUCCAUUUAGGACAGUUGUUGAAAAGUGUUCUCUCUGUAGUGUUUUUGGGUUACAUAAGUCACUGCAGCGCAUUAACACACAUGUUCCUUCAAGCGUGCAACAUGCUGCACAGAGCCUCUUCUUCUUCUCUCUCUCUCUCUCUCUCUGCUCUCACCAUUUUACCGGCUGGAUGACCAAAUGGUCUCCGACAGGCCACGGCUCUUGAUGCAGCUUUGUGAGUGUGUAUGUGUGUGUUGAGCCCCCGUCAGACUGGGACGUUCACACUGUACAAAGGAGCAGGGGCAAACGGCAGCCCUCUUCAGUGCGACAAGCUGCCGCUGUUUGUUCAAGCUGCUGAGGGGCUUCACAUGCUGUCUAUCUGACUGACUGUCUGUCUGCGGGCGUUGAGCUGCUGGAGUCGUUGAUGAAGGUGAGGAUGAGCGUCGACGGGUGUUCGUCAACUCCAGAGAGGACACGAUUACUUCAAAACUGAAGGUUGUUGGCUCGUCUGAGGAGCUCCAGCAGCAGAAAUGAUCAUCAGACUGGGGAGACUGACACCAGGAUACUUCCGUCUGCUCCAGAGGCAGGUCUCAGGUGAGGUCCGGAUGCAGCCACAGAGCAGUCUCAUCGAUCCCAUCGCCAUGACGAUGGCGGCGGUGGGGAUGGGAGUGUCUCUGUACAGUGCCAGGCAGAUGGCAGAGAGAGUCGAUCUGAAACACCCAGCUGCCUGGGAUCAGUGAGCGGCUCUGUGGGCGGUUCAUGUGACAGCGUGUUUGUUUGUGUACGUCACAGAGGGGUUUGAGGUUUUGUAGGUUGAGGGAGUUUAUGAGUUUUGUGGUGUUGCUUGAAGGAAAAAUGUAAGCGUCCCAGGAGGAAAAAUGUGAGUCAUUGUUCAGUUCCAGCAGGAGCAUUUGUCAAGUAGUCAAACAAUUUACCCUUUUUUGCAAUCUCAACAUUUAUAAGCAAAUAUGAGUGAGCCUGUAGUUCACCCACUCUGCAUAUCUUGUGCAGCUUGCCCUUAACUUAACCAGUGAUUGUAUUUUAAUCCAAUAAAUGAGCAUAUCAUUUGUCAACAAGGAUCUCUGCAUUAAAGUUUGACCUGCAGCCGUUAUUAUUUCCUGCAUUUUAUAGUGCUGUAGAACAUGAAUAAGAAAAAUAACCACAGAAAAUCUAAUAAAAUAAAUAUGUAGGAAAUUAAUUUAGCACACAAGCUUGUUGUAUUUAUUUAUAUCAGUUAAACAUGCACUUCCUUGUACUUUAGCAUCUUGAGUGUCGAUUGUACAUCCUAGAGCAGCAUCACCCCUUUGAGUAUUUAUUUGCAAAGCAGACUAUAAGCAGCUAAAGGAAGAGUUGUUGUCAUGUUUGUACUAGAAUUUAAUAUAACAAAGGAAAUGUAUGUAAAUGUAAAAUGCCACAAAGACACAUUCAAAAUGAUUGACUUUGUAUCGUAACAAAUUUGCUAAAUUGAUGUAAUCCUCAAAUAAAAAUGUUCACAGAUUUGA
Anarrhichthys ocellatus (wolf-eel) is the source of this 5160-nucleotide messenger RNA. RefSeq names its product cilia and flagella associated protein 69 (gene cfap69). Gene Ontology annotation, biological process: olfactory behavior; response to odorant; positive regulation of flagellated sperm motility. The transcript has 25 exons. Gene Ontology annotation, cellular component: non-motile cilium; sperm midpiece. The record is from RefSeq and is a predicted model, not a curated record. NCBI's taxonomy places the organism in Eukaryota, Metazoa, Chordata, Actinopteri, Perciformes, Anarhichadidae. Bases 229 to 3051 code for a protein of 940 amino acids.